Messenger RNA from Cladophialophora yegresii CBS 114405, 2427 nucleotides. RefSeq names its product aconitate hydratase, mitochondrial. NCBI's taxonomy places the organism in Eukaryota, Fungi, Ascomycota, Eurotiomycetes, Chaetothyriales, Herpotrichiellaceae. The record is from RefSeq and is a predicted model, not a curated record. Gene Ontology annotation, cellular component: cytosol; mitochondrion. Gene Ontology annotation, biological process: tricarboxylic acid cycle. The transcript has a single exon. The coding region runs from base 1 to 2427 and encodes 808 amino acids. Gene Ontology annotation, molecular function: aconitate hydratase activity; 4 iron, 4 sulfur cluster binding.
AUGUCGGCCCUGAUGCAGCGAGCCCCUACAGCUCGCGUCAGAUGUCCUCUUGAUCUGGGCUCACGGCUAGGUUCUCGACGAGCAACAGUAGCUCGCCGCGACUAUGCUGUGCACCAGUCUCAGCCACCCAUUCGAAGGAGAGCUGCCGUCCCUCCCUACCAGAAAAUCCUGACGAAUUUCGAAAAUGUCAGGGACAUUCUGGGAUCGCGGAAGCUUACUCUCGCCGAGAAGAUCCUCUACUCCCAUCUCGACAACCCAGCCGAAUCGCUGCUGACCAAUACCGACAACGGCACCAACAUUCGCGGAAAUGCCAACCUCAAGCUCAAGCCCGACCGUGUCGCAAUGCAAGAUGCCUCUGCUCAGAUGGCUAUACUCCAAUUCAUGACUUGUAACCUCCCCAGCACGGCCGUACCCGCAAGCAUCCACUGCGACCAUAUGAUCGUGGGGGAGAAAGGUGCGGAUACGGAUCUGCCAAACUCGAUUGCUGGGAACAAGGAGGUCUUUGACUUUCUCGAGUCUGCCGCCAAAAGAUACGGAAUCGAGUUCUGGCCUCCGGGAGCAGGCAUCAUACACCAGAAUGUAUUGGAGAACUACGCCGCGCCUGGUCUUAUGAUGCUGGGAACGGACAGUCACACGCCAAAUGCUGGUGGACUGGGUGCGAUUGCUAUAGGCGUUGGCGGUGCUGAUGCCGUAGAUGCUUUGGUCGACGCUCCGUGGGAGCUCAAGGCCCCUAAAAUCCUGGGAGUCCGGCUCGAGGGCAAACUCAGUGGCUGGACCUCGCCGAAAGAUGUCAUCCUCUACCUCGCUGGUCAGCUGACUGUCCGUGGUGGCACCGGCUCCAUAGUGGAAUACAAUGGCCCUGGUGUCGACACUCUCAGCUGCACAGGCAUGGCUACCAUCUGCAACAUGGGAGCUGAGGUCGGUGCGACCACCUCGAUUUUCCCCUUCUCCGAGACCCAUAUUCCAUACUUGCGGGCCACUGGACGAGAUUCCAUCAUCGAUGCUGUCAAGGGAAUCGCAUAUGGCUCUGAAAAGUACAAUUUCCUGCGUGCCGACAGUGGCGCCGAGUAUGAUCAAGAAGUCGUAAUCAAUCUGUCUGCUCUCGAGCCGCACAUCAAUGGGCCCUUUACCCCGGAUCUAUCUACACCUUUAUCGAAGUUCAAGGAUGCAGUGGAGGCCAACAGAUGGCCUGAUACCUUUUCGGCCGGUUUGAUUGGCAGCUGUACCAACAGCUCCUAUGAGGACAUGACGCGUGCAGAGGACCUGGUAAAGCAGGCACAGGCUGCUGGCUUGAAGCCCAAGUCCGAUUUCUUCAUUACACCUGGCAGUGAGCAGGUCCGAGCUACGCUCGAGGACAACAAGACUCUAGAUACCUUCACAAGCGCGGGAGGCACUGUCCUAGCCAACGCGUGCGGGCCGUGCAUUGGCCAGUGGAAAAGAACUGAUGGCGUGAAGAAAGGCGAGGACAAUGCCAUCCUUUGCUCAUAUAACCGCAAUUUCCCCGGUCGAAACGACGGUAAUCCUCGCACAAUGAGUUUUCUCGCUUCGCCUGAAAUUGUGACGGCUAUGUCAUACUCUGGAUCGACUUCGUUCAACCCUAUACACGAUGCCAUUCCAUUACCAUCUGGGGAGAAGUUCAAAUUCGAAGCUCCGAAAGGCGCAACGCUGCCCGGUUCCGGCUUUGCCGUUGGAAAUCCUGCAUUCUUUCCUGUAUCUGCCGACCCUGAUCAAAGCGUGGAAGUAAUCGUUGAUCCCGAAUCCUCCAGAUUGGCUAUCCUGGAGCCUUUUGAACCGUUCCCAGAAGGCGAGCUGAAGGGACUGCAGGUUCUGUACAAAGUCAAGGGCCAAUGCACCACAGACACCAUUUCAGCAGCUGGACCGUGGCUUAAAUACAAAGGACACCUCCCCAAUAUUGCCGAGAACACCUUGAUCGGUGCAAUCAACGCGGCAACUGGCGAGACAAAUGUUGCAUACGAUAGCGACGGCACUACAUCUUCCAUACCAGAACUCGCGAAGAAGUGGAAAGCAAAAGGACAACACUGGCUAGUUGUGGCCGAGGACAACUACGGCGAGGGAUCCGCCAGAGAACACGCCGCUCUUCAGCCUCGAUAUCUCGGAGGUCAGAUCAUCCUGGCAAAGAGCUUUGCGCGAAUCCACGAGACCAAUCUCAAGAAACAAGGAGUGGUGCCUGUGACCUUUGUCGACAAGGCAGACUACGACCGAAUUGAUGCUUGCGAUAAAGUCGACACCGAGGGUCUGUGGGAUGUCUUGAAGAACGACGGCCAGGGCGAGAUCAACCUGAAGGUCACGAAGAAGGACGGAACAAGCUUUAGCGUUCCAGUCAAGCACACUCUAAGCAAGGACCAGUGCGGAUUUAUCCUUGCUGGAAGCGCGUUGAACCUGCUUGCGAAGCGCCAAGCAAAUUGA